GUGUGUGUGUGUGUGUGUGUGUUUUGCAGCAGUGUGCUUUGCCGGCUCCGCUCGCCGGCGAGAAAGCAUCAGUCGUCGCUGUCGGUGUGGUGCUGGCCCCCGCGACUCCUGUUCGCUCUUUUCUUUUUCUGUCCCCUCAUCCUUUUGUCUUUUCUCUCUCUCUCUGCAGGAGCCGCUGCCUUGCCCCCCUCAACACCGUGUCCUCUUUGCAGACAAUAAAAGCUGGAGUAUCUGCCCUGAACCCCCGACAGGUCUGAGCAGACGCCUCACCUCAGCACGUGCCUGUUUCAUCCAUAAUUGAAGACAGCUCUUCAAGGUGACCUGUCCCCUCCCCGGGCGUCCUAGCAGGCAGGCAUGGCAGACGGUCGGCAGCCAGAUGAGCACUGGUCCACAAACGGCCAAGAGAACGGCGAGAACGGCUACUCGGCCUACAGCUCUGCCUACAGCCAGAACGGAUACCACGGUGGGGCGGCUGCACAUCCUGGAACGACAGUGGAUGACUCAGCCAAUUUGCCUCCCUCCCCUCCCCCCUCUCCAUCCGCUGAGCAGAUUGGGCCCGUGGCACAAGCCCAGCCAGAAGAAAGUAUCAGUAAAGCAUCGGUUGGGUCUGCUACGAAAGAAGAUGAGCCUCAGUUGGCAUCGCCACAUCAGAAGCAGAUGGAAGUUGAAAGAGCAACACCCGAAGGUGGAGAUCUCGCCUCAAGUGAACCUCCUCCACUCACCAAAAAAAAGGAGAUCUCUGACACCUCCUCAGUUGAGGAAAGUAACCCAGACAGAAAGGAUGUAGUAGAAGGAGCAGCUGAGACCAAAGCACAAGAAGCAAAACAACCCUUACAGACAGAGGAGCUGUCGAAUCUUAAAGAGGAAGACAAAGAGGGACUUAUAAAAUCAGGCAAAUCAGGAGCCCUUGUGGAUGAAAGUAAGGACAAGCUUUUACUGGUUGAGGGAACAAUUAAGGAGGCCCAAGAUGGUAGCACUGAUAUUAAAUUACAUGAGGCGGCAGUGACUGAUGGUCAAAAAGUGGACGAAAGGCAAGAAACAUCCGAGUCCAGUACAGAACCUGGUACAGAGUCGAAAAUCACUUCAGAUAUUUAUGCAGAACAUGAGUCAGGAGUAAAAACUUACUUUGAGACAUCCUCAAAAAGCCACGAAGAAGAGUCUUCUCAAACCCAGAGUUAUUACGAACUCAGCACAGCAGCAGAGACAAAGCUAAGUGGGGAAACUGAAAGUAUUACACAGAAGCUCGAGGAACAACAGGAGGGAAACGCCAGACUGUCUUCUGGUAAGAUUUCAUUAGAACAGAGGAGUCUUUCUCUCAACAUUACCAUUGGAUCUCCGUCAGGACAGACUGAAGAGAAAUCAAAGGCCCUCUUAGAAAGGUUAUGUCCCAUCAGUGGAAGCUUUGAUGAAUCUGAGGUUUACCCUUCAACACCAUCUGUGGAGAGCCAGCACAAGUUCCCUCCGGCUGUCUCCAUCACCCCAACUACCACUGAUUCACCUGGAGAUACUCCCACCAAGGCAGAUAUGCCUUCACCUUCUGAGAAGCACAAUUAUGGAUUUGAACAUUCAGGCAGUCUCUCUGAUAUGUUGGACCUGGCCGGGGCCUUGCCUCGGCCAUCAUUAGAGGUGAAGGAGCUCGAUCAGUUGAGACGAAAGUCCAUGCCCAACAAUGUAUCAGCUCUGGUUGGGAGUUCUUUGGCCAAGCUCGCUUUGGGAGAUCAGACUUCGAGAGCUGUAGGAGGGGAAAGUCAGCUAGAGGAAAUGGGCUACUGUGUCUUCAGUGAGUACUCUGGGCCCAUGCCUUCUCCUGCUGAUGUACCCAGUCCGGGGGACUCGCCACACCAGCGUUUCCCUUCAGUGGAGGGGGAAGUUGAGGAGGAGCUUGCAGCCACGGAAGCAGAAGAUGUUCAAGAUAAAAAGCAACAACAAGAUCAGAAAGAAAUUGUCCCUGAGAUGUCGCAAAAAUCAGUAUUUGAAAAGAAAGAUCCACCAGUAAAGACUACCCUGAUUCUUGAAAAAGCUGUGCCCAGUGGAGUAAAACCUGAUCGCCUAAGAAUCCCAAUGAAUUCUUCAAACAACAGACUGACUGAGUUUCGUUUGGAGACUGGCCUACCUGGAGACAUAAAGAUCCAAGCAAUCCCUGAGGUAGACAUUGAAAAAGACCCCUCCAGAGAAGCUUCACCCAUCCCACCAGACAAUUCCUUUACUUUCAAUCUUACGGAAACAGGAGGCAAGGCACCCCAAACUCCAAGCACUCCAAAGUCCCCAGCUGAUAUACCCUCAGAAACCCAAAUCACUGGAGAGAAGGCAGGUAAGGAAGUUUUACCAGAGGUCAAAGCAGAGAACGACCCAGAGGCUGAGAGGAUUGAUAAUAAACAGACAGAGUCAGACAAGGAAAUGCAGAAAUCAGAGGAGGGGAAAUCAGAAGAAAGAACAGAAGCAGGAGAGGCGUCAUCUCAGUGUUUAGACAGCAAAGAAAAAGACGACAAGAAGAAUCCAGUUGAGCAAGAGACGCCUAAAAGAUCAGAAACAACAGACAAGCAAGAGACCUCAAAACCAGUUCAGGAUUUAAGCACUAAAAAACCCUUAGAAAUAAAAGAAAUCCAGCUACAGGAGGUAAAUAAAUCCUCGCCAAAGCCACACAUAACCUCCCCAGUCAUCAUCAUACCUCAAGCACAAAUAGAGGAAGAAGCUGAUGAAGACGAUGAUAUUGAGAUUGCUGAAGAGCCUCAAGAGAUGAUGGAGGAAGAUCAAGUGCCCAGCAAGACCGAUCAAGCAGAGGAGAAUCGAGUCAAAGAAGCUGGGAAGGAAGAGCAAAAGAAGGAGCUGGUGAGGCUGAUGGUAGGUGAUCAAAUGUUGGAGGAAGAUCCGAAGUCUGGAGCAGAAGAGUGGAGUCAUAGCGCCAUCAACAGUGAUGAUGGGGAGCCUGCGACGGACAGUUCGCACCUGUCUCCAUGCUCUGAUCACGAUCAGCCUAAUGAAGGUGGCAGAGAUCAAGACAUCGGAGAGGUUUUGCCAGAAGACACGCAUGAAGGGAAUAAAGAGCAGGGCGAGGUGGGAAGGGAAGAUCAAGCAGGGGAAAAGGAAGUGGAGGAGGUCAGUUCUGAGGGGGCAGAUAAAGAGAAAGGGCAGAUAGAAGAAGAGAAGAGAGAUAUUGACAUUGGUCAGGAGGUGGAUGAAACCUCUGAAGUGCUCUGCGAGACCAGGCAGGCAGCUAUCGAUGAAACCACCAUGGACAUCUCCAUCCUAGAUACAGACAGUGGCUGGAUGGACUCACAAGAUGAUGACAAAAGUAUCAUGACCGAGCAAAUCGAAGCCCUUCCUCAGACCCAGAGUCCUGCCAGUACACCUGUGGUGGACAGACCCGCUAAACGGGCCCCUGGCAGAGGAAGGGGCCGCCCUGGCACCACUGAGAGUAAAUCGUUCCGCAAAGUAACCAGCCACCAUCCGCCAAGAGACGAGAUGAAGAAGAAAAAAGUAGGCCUGAGGAGGGCUGACCAGAAUAAGGUGUCAGCCCUCCAAAGUCGUUCUCCGUCUCGAAAGAGUGUAGCCAAAGCGGCAGCCAGACACCCUAGGCCCGCUCUGCUUCACGGUUCUGCUAGACGCAAGGCCACAGGUAUGGAGAGCCAUCAGCCCCUCAGUGUGGCCCACCAGUCCAGGGAGAGGACCACUGAGAGAGCGUACCGCAGCCCAGAGAAGAGGUCGUCCUUGCCCCGGCCCGCCAAAUCUCUGACGCGCCACAUACCUGCUGCUGAGCAAGAGGACGGCACCCCCACCAGGCCGACCUCGUUCCAGUCCAGAGGUGACAGCAGGUCUGGGAGAACCCCUGGUAUGGCAGGCACAGACUCGGCACGUUCCCGGUCGGUCCGCAGCGGCGCUUCCACCCCCGGCUCCUCCGCCGUCACGCCCGGCACGCUCCCCAGCUACACCUGCCGCACCCCCGGCUCGCGCACCCCCGGCAGCCACACGCCCAAGUCCUUCAGCGUCCUCCAGGAGAAGAAGGUGGCGGUGAUCCGGACCCCGCCCAAGUCUCCUUCCUCCGUCCAGCGGCAGCUGAAGGUUCUCAAUCAGCCCCUGCCUGACCUGAAGAAUGUAAAGUCCAAAAUUGGGUCCACUUCGAACCUAAAGCACCAGCCGAAAGGCGGACAGGUUCAAAUUAUGCACGAGAAGCUGGACUUCAGUCAUGUUCAGUCAAAGUGCGGCUCCAAGGAUAAUCUGAAGCACUCGCCCAAAGGAGGCAAUGUCAUGAUUCCAAGCGUUAAACUGGACUUUAGCCACGUUCAGGCUAAAUGUGGCUCCCUGGACAAAAUCCAGCAUGCAGCCGGCGGUGGAAACCAGGUCCAAAUCCAGACCAAGAAGAUCGACGUGAGCCACGUCACCUCCAAAUGUGGUUCCAUGUCCAACAUCCGCCACCGACCAGGAGGAGGUCACGUGCGUAUUGAGAACGUGAAGCUGGACUUUAAGGACAAGGCACACGCCAAAGUCGGCUCCCUGAGCAACGCCAGCCACACCCCCGGAGGCGGGAACGUCAUGAUCGAGAGCCACAAGCUGUCCUUCCGGGAAUCGGCCAAAGCUCGGGUGGAUCACGGCGCCGAAAUCGUCAUCACCCACACCCCCGGCGCUGAGACGGGAGGCACCUCCCCUCGGCUGUCCUCUGCCGGCAGCAUCAACCUCCUGGAGUCGCCCCAGCUCUCCACGCUGGCGCAGGAUGUCACCGCCGCUCUGGCUAAGCAGGGCUUAUGAGCUGCUCGCCUCUCCUCCGAUAAAAAGAAAUCUCCUCCCAUCAUUCACUCAUCCAGUGUUCUCCCGACUUCCUUCACUGCAACAUGACCUCCCACACGUCUGACCCCCCACAGAUGUAGCCGAUCGACCUUCAACGACUCGUCGCAGCGGGAUUAAAAAAAAAAAAAAAAGAUUAUUCUUCACUCUGUACUUUCAUUCAUCUUCACUCAAAUCUGGACUUUUAUUCUGUUUUAAGUUCUAGUUAGCUCGAAUGCUAAAAGUGUAAGUGGAUGUGUUUGUCAGAGAAGGCGGUGAUGGUUUUACGAUUGUACAGUUUGUUUUUUUUGUUUUUCUUGUUUUUUUAAGCCUGAAAAGCAUCACGUUCCACUUCGGAUUGACGCUCAUGCAUUUAAAAAAAAUGUCCAUUCAGAAUUGAUAUGGUACUGAAUGCAAGAUAUAAAACUACUAGAUAGUCGACGCUAGUCUUUAAAGAUACAGCAGCGUGAGAGACUGAGAGGAACCUGCAAAAAGAAUGGCUGACGACGAGCAUGUCUGCUAAAAAAAAAAAAUGAUGUUUUCUUUUUUUUUUUUGUUCGUGCGUUGGUUUUAAUCUCAUGAUUGUUGGACGAACUGUUCUGUUUCCUUUUUAUAUAUAUGUCACUGUAGUGGAAGAUGUUUUUGUACGUUUCCCCUCGUGGCUGCACUGGCUUAUUAUAGCACUCCGACGUGGGUAACCAUUGCAGUUGUGUCGAGUCAAGCGCUAAAAAAAAACAAAAAAAAAAGAGGCUAGCUUUCCAAUAGAUUCUUCUCUCUUGUUUUUUCUGUUCGGGCUGCUCUUCUCAAUCCGUCUUCUACGUUAGCUCUGUGGUUUUUAUUAGGCUGCUGUUACGCUGGCAUGGCAAAACAAACGAUACGUAAAUUAGAUCUUGAACGGUUUUAGUCCCGGGGAUGCUCCCCUCUCCUCCCUCCACCUCCUGAUCUCUCUACUCCUGCAGACCGACCGGCUCGUACGAUGUGUGUUUUUGAAAGUUUUUGUUUCGAAGCUUUAUGAGAAACAUUCCACUGACAGAGCAGCUACCGAAAGAAACGAAGAAUCCUCAGCUCACAGCUGUUAGAAAAAAAAAAACAAAAGAAUAAAAAGCAAAAACCGUUCUUGCAUAUUCUCUGCUCACCAUUGUGAACCUCCUCCCUGAUGUCAGCCCUCCUCUUCCCUCCAGUGUUUUAUCUGUGCUUCCUCUUUCCUCCCCCUCUUCCUCCUCCUCCCUCAGCCUCCCCCCUUUUGCCUGUGUAAGUGUAUUUAAAAAAAACAAAAAAAAACAAGACCAUGUAGAUGUGUGCACACUUUUUUCCGAUGUUUGAGACGUACUGAUGACAAAUGCUCCUACAGGAUGACGACAACAGAAAUAAAGAAAAAUAAAAACUGG
Messenger RNA from Acanthopagrus latus (yellowfin seabream), 6146 nucleotides. RefSeq names its product microtubule-associated protein 2-like. Gene Ontology annotation, molecular function: microtubule binding. Lineage: Eukaryota; Metazoa; Chordata; Actinopteri; Spariformes; Sparidae. The transcript is spliced from 16 exons. The record is from RefSeq and is a predicted model, not a curated record. Bases 355 to 4743 code for a protein of 1462 amino acids. Gene Ontology annotation, biological process: microtubule cytoskeleton organization; neuron projection development. Gene Ontology annotation, cellular component: neuron projection.